Molecule: messenger RNA, 1365 nt
Organism: Balaenoptera musculus (blue whale)
Lineage: Eukaryota; Metazoa; Chordata; Mammalia; Artiodactyla; Balaenopteridae
Gene: IL13RA2
Product: interleukin 13 receptor subunit alpha 2
Exons: 10
Coding region: 144-1304 (386 amino acids)
Biological process (GO): cytokine-mediated signaling pathway
Cellular component (GO): external side of plasma membrane; membrane
Molecular function (GO): protein binding; cytokine receptor activity
Source: RefSeq, a predicted model, not a curated record
UCAGUUCUAAGGUCAUUUAAAAUCCACUAAGCUAAGAAGCUGUUCAAUGAGCAGAUUUCAGUGAUUUUGCAGAAGAAUUUGAUUAUAACUGGACACAUUAUUCACUUAUAAGUGGAAAUUUGAAGGUAUUAAAUCUUGGAGAAAUGGCUUUCAUUCAUUUGGAUAUCAGAUGCCUAUAUAUCCUUCUUAUCUGCACAGCAUUUGGCUCUACUUUGUCUUCAAAUGCUGAGAUAAAAGUUAAUCCUCCUCAGGAUUUUGAAAUAGUGGAUCCUGGAUAUUUAGGCUAUCUCUAUUUGCAGUGGCAACCUCCACUGUCUCUGGAUAACUUUAAGGAAUGCACAGUAGAAUAUGAAUUAAAGUAUCGAAACAUUGAUAGUGCAAGCUGGAAGACGAUCAUUACUAAGAAUCUACAUUACAAAGAUGGGUUUGAUCUUAACAAAGGUGUUGAAGCAAAGAUACACACACUUCUUCUAGGGCAAUGCACAAACGGAUCAGAAGUUCAAAGUUCAUGGUCAGAAGCUACUUAUUGGAUAUCACCACAAGGAAAUCUGGAAACUAAAAUUCAGGAUAUGGAUUGUGUAUAUUACAACUGGCAAUAUUUACUUUGCUCUUGGAAACCUGGCAUGGGUGUCCAUUUUGAUGCCAAUUACAACUUGUUUUAUUGGUAUGAGGGCUUGGACCAUGUGUUACAGUGUGCCAAUUACAUCAAGGCUAACAGAAAAAAUAUUGGAUGCACGUUUCCCUACUUGGAGUCAUCAGACUAUAAAGAUUUCUACAUCUGUGUUAAUGGAUCAUCAGAAUCCCAAUUUAUCAGACCCAGCUAUUUCAUUUUUCAGCUUCAAAAUAUAGUUAAACCUUUGCCACCAGACUACCUUAGUUUUACUGUGAAGAAUUCAGAGGAAAUUAACCUGAAGUGGAGCAUUCCCAAAGGACCUAUUCCAGCAAAGUGUUUCAUUUAUGAAAUUGAAUUCACAGAAGAUGAUACUACCUGGGUGACUACCACAGUUGAAAAUGAAAUAUACAUCACAAGAACAUCAAAUGAAAGCCAGCAAUUAUGCUUUUUAGUAAGGAGCAAAGUAAAUAUUUAUUGCUCAGAUGAUGGAAUAUGGAGUGAGUGGAGUGAAGAACAAUGCUGGAAAGGUGACAUAUGGAAGGAAACCUUAAUAUUUUUCUUGAUACCAUUUGCUUUUGUCUCAUUACUUGUUUUGUUAAUAACUUGCCUGCUUUUGUAUAAGCAAAAAAAUUUGCUGAAAAUGAUUUUUCAUACAAAAAAAGAAGCCUUUUCUAAUCAGGAGAUACACUGAUGACUCAGUAAAUUCCAGGCUUAUGGCCAAAUGUUAAACAAGAGUCUUAUCAAACUGAUUU